UUGUCUCUGAUCUCAGCAGUGUAUCUUGGGCAUGGGAGACUGAUGGUAAACAAGUAAGCAGAGGUGAGAGCUGCGGUAACUGGUAACCACGGAGGCAAAGCCUGCUCAGUGAAAAGAAUGACAACUCUUCCAGAGGCCUGUGACCUGGAGCUGAGAGCAGAUGCAAAGAAGGAGAAAUGUCCUCAAGGGAAAAGCCUACUUCUGUGUGCACUGCUGAUCAGUAUUGUCCUGGGCUUUACAAUGCUUAUUGCCCACACAAUGAUGAGCUGUGGUCUAGGAUCUUGUGAUGCUGAGGUGGAUCUUGCACUAUUGGCCAGACUCUUGAGUUCUAGGAAUGACACAGUAGACCCCUGCAAGGAUUUCUACAAAUAUGCCUGCGGCAGCUGGGAAGGCAAACGCUCGAGCAGAACCACAGAAGAAUCAUUAAAUGUCUUUGAUUUAUUGUUGGAAGAAAACCAGCUGAUCCUGAAAAAACUUUUAGAGGCCCAACAGUUUGGGGUAAGAAGCUCAGCUAAGGAGAAAGCAAUCCUGUUCUACCGAUCUUGCAUGGAUGCUCAACGAAUAGAAUCCCAAGGAACUCAGCCACUGAAGGGCCUCCUAAAUCAGGUUGGUGGAUGGAAUAUCACAGGCAUUAGGAAAGCAAAAGAUUUUAACAAAACUCUUCAGACUCUCAUGAGCAAAUACAACACCUUUCCCUUUUUCAGAGUCCAUGUGGGGCCUAGCCCCUCUGACCCAAACACCAAUAUAAUUCAGAUUGACCAUCCUGAGUUUGAGAUGCCACCUGAGAGUAAAUUCAAAGAGAAAAAAAAAUAUCUUGAGGUUCUCCGUGUGUAUCUCUCUUAUUUGGAGAAAUUAGGGCACCUACUUGGAGGGCCACAGGAUGUUCCUCCUGGCUCUUUUUCCCUUACCUUGUCCUUCAUCUCUAACCUCCAGCGAGCUGUCACACCACUGCAGGAAAGGCAGCAAAGAGGCAUGCUGUUCUAUCGCACUACCAUUAGGGAGCUACAGGAAAAGGCACCCGCAAUCGACUGGCUGCAGUGUCUCCAGGCAAUCUUCCAACUUGUGCCAGUGAACCUCUCUCAGCCAGUCGCAGUGCAUGACAUGGAUUACUUGCAAAACAUGUCACGGCUUAUUGAACAAUGGCAGAAGGAAAGGGUCCUUCACAUCUACAUGAUUGUUUGUCUGGUUGGAAAUCUCUCCCCAGCCCUUGACAGUCGAUUCCAAGAUGCACGCCUGGAGCUAUCUAAGGUUCUUCAUGGAAAAACGGUAUCUAGAAUGCUCCCUGAAGAGCGCUGGAGGAAGUGCUUGAGUGAAACCGGUUCUUUCUUUGAACCAGUCCUAGGGCAGAUGGUCGUGAAAGAAAUUUUCCCUCAACAGAACAAGAAACUUGCUGAACAGAUGUUCUCUGAGAUCCAGCAUGCCCUCUAUGGCCAACUGCAUCGAUUGAAAUGGAUGGAUGAGCAGACCCGCCUAGAGGCUAAAGUUCUGGUUUCCAAACUACAAGUGGAAAUUGGCUAUCCAGCUCACAUACUCCAAACUGCCAAAGUGAACCUGGAAUACCAGAAUUUGGAGAUAAAUCAAGAAACGUUUCUCCUCAAUGUGGUGGCUUGCUUGAAGGCACUGAGGGAGACUUCCUACAAGAAACUCCUUCAGCAUCACUCACAGGAUAAUUGGAAGAUUUCCCCCUGGGAUGUCCAUUCAUACUACUCGCUAAGGCACCAUAUGGUGGUCUUCCCUGCUGGAAUGUUUCGCAGCCCUUUUUUCAACCCAGAGUUUCCCAGUGCUGUGAACUUUGGAGCCAUUGGGGUCUUCAUGGCACAUGAACUUCUUCAUGCAUUCUAUAGUUAUGUGCUACCUGGGGGCUGUCCUACCUGCAACAGGAGUGCACUACAGCAAGCUAUAGAUUGCUUGGUAAAACAGUAUGAAAGCUACUCCAUGUUUGGCUUUAAGAUCAAUGGGACUUUUACUCUGUUGGAGAAUACAGCUGACAAUGGAGGGCUUGCCGUUGCUUACCAGGCCUAUAAGAAUUGGCUGAAAAAGCACAGACAAGAGAAGGAUUUACCUAAGAUCGGACUUUCACAUGAUCAGCUCUUUUACCUCAGUUUUGCUCAUACAAUGUGUGGAUACCAGGAUCCUGAGAACCUGCAGUCUUAUGUGCACACAGAUCCGCACAGCCCCUUGCCACUUCGUGUUUGUGGGCCUGUCAGCAAUAGCCAGGACUUUGCCAAACACUUCCACUGCCCCAGCAGAUCACCAAUGAACCCAGCUAAGAAGUGCCACAUCUGGUAAUCUGCAUGGCAAAGGAGGAAGAAAGAUAUGACUUGAGAUGAAGGCCUGAACUGUGAAAGUAUGGUCGUCUUGUCUGGGCUUAUAGAAAGACAUAGUGCUCUUAUUCAUUCAUCUAUAUUCUUUUUCUUGUUAUCCUUUCCUCAGCCUCAACUUGCACCUCUCAGCAGUUUAUUGUAGCAAAAAUUCCAGUCUGAGUUCAUAGGGGAAGAAGAUCUCUUCCUACUGCUGGCUCUUCCUACUGCUCCUAGCACUAUGUCCCAGCUGGGAUAACUCUAGAGUCCAGCAAGUCCCAAAGGAGCAAGAUGACUAGCCAGUCACCUUUGGAUGAACAGUCCAGGAAAGGACUGUUACACCUGUAAUUCCUCUGUUUAAUGGGUUUCCCUGUCUACUCCAGCAGCCCCACAGUCAUAUUGAAUGGACAGGCCAAUAAGUUGUAACCAUAAGAUCUGUUCAUAUCAGAGAGGCUCUUAGGGAGAUCCUGCAGGUUGGCUACACAAACCACACAUUUACACUACUAGACAAGGAAGAAACAACAACAAUGAAACUUAGCAGAGUUUUAGCUUUAUGCAUCAUCUGUGCUCUUUUAUCCAAGUUCACUGGGACGAUUUAUUACUACAUCUGAUCAUGCCAGACUCCAUGUAUUGUGUUGUACAGGAAGCGUUUUCCUCUUGCCAAGUGCUCUAUGGAAAGUGGCAGCAAACAACAGAAGUUGUAACAGCAAUACUGUUGCUUGCUGUCUAUAAAAUAAGGCAGAAAAGAUAUAUAGGUUGAGAGAAAAGAGAAACUAAAACUCCAAGGAAACAAAAUAGAAAAGAGGAAGGCAUACCUAUUGGUGGGAGAUGGAUUGGGAGCUGAGAAAAGGGUACUGCCCAACAAGAUUCUCUUUCUUCCCAGUCUCUAAUUUACAGUGAGGGUAUGGGUGAAAGUGAAGUAUGGGAUAGACACAAGAGGUCCUAGAGAACUCUGAAGAUUGUUAGCAUGAACACUCAGAAUUCCAAGAACUUCUGUGGAUCUUGAACCAAAUUCUCUCAUCCCUUCAGGUUCUCUAAUCCCUACAUUUGUAAAUAUUCACCCUCCAAACAGGGGAAUUCAGCUGAUGUAGGUUUUUACUAUCUAGUCAAAACUGAAUUUUAGGGAUUAAGAUAAGUAAUAUGCCAUCAUUAUGAAAACUGAUAACUGUAAUAAUUCUCCUAAUUCUUACCAAGUAUUGACCAACAUCAGAACAUUUCAAGAACAGACUGUUCAGUGAUUUCAUUUUCAUUAGUGAAAGACUAAAAUAUUAAGUGCUAUUUGCUUCAGAAAAAAAACCAAUAUCACUUUGAUUAUAAACUCUUUAUGGCCAGGUCUGUUUUUUUGUUUUGUAUUUAUACUGUGCCCAGCAUGACCAGAGUUCUUAGCUGACAUUCCAACACAAAUAAUAAAUAAUAACAAAAUUGUGCUUGUGCUUUUCUUUCCAAGGUCACUUUUAAACAAUGUAUACUUCUCCUACACUCUUUUAAUCAAUGUU
Molecule: messenger RNA, 3796 nt
Organism: Rhea pennata
Lineage: Eukaryota; Metazoa; Chordata; Aves; Rheiformes; Rheidae
Gene: KEL
Product: Kell metallo-endopeptidase (Kell blood group)
Exons: 18
Coding region: 118-2289 (723 amino acids)
Biological process (GO): protein processing
Cellular component (GO): plasma membrane
Molecular function (GO): metalloendopeptidase activity
Source: RefSeq, a predicted model, not a curated record